Molecule: messenger RNA, 4506 nt
Organism: Ostrinia furnacalis (Asian corn borer)
Lineage: Eukaryota; Metazoa; Arthropoda; Insecta; Lepidoptera; Crambidae
Gene: Herp
Product: Homocysteine-induced endoplasmic reticulum protein
Exons: 4
Coding region: 392-1450 (352 amino acids)
Biological process (GO): endoplasmic reticulum unfolded protein response
Molecular function (GO): protein binding
Source: RefSeq, a predicted model, not a curated record
AAUAGAACGAAAUCGUUUGAAAAACAUUGGUAAAUCAGCUAAUCAACGAUAAAGGACUCUGUAAAUGAUAACAAAAAUAUGACGUCAUUAAUCAUCGUUGGACCAAUGAAAAAUCGACAAAUAAUAUUUUCAAUGGCAAAUUGACAAGUGCUGGGGCUCCCUAUUUUACGGAGUAUUUAUUUACUUAGUAAAAGCAUUUUAAUUUGUUCAGUAUUCUUCCGGCAAUGAGACUGAUUACAUAAAAAAGUUUGCGAAGUGGUUGCAUCAGCCAAGUGUUUAGUUUUGUGUGUAUUUUUUCGUUUCGUUUUAUCUUUUUGGUGUAUUUAUUUAGAGGUGUGAUUCACUGGUCUAAUCACGAGUGUUUCUUUGGCGACUAUUGAAUGAUUUCAAAAUGAUACCGGAUAACGUGACGCUGAUUGUGAAGGCUCCUAAUCAGCAAGUGGAGGAUCAAAACGUCGAGUGCCAGUCGUCGUGGACGGUGCGACAACUGAAAGGGCAUCUUUCAGAGGUGUACCCUAGCAAACCGAGGACAGAGGAACAGAAAAUCAUAUACUCUGGACAGUUAUUAGAUGACAACAUAAUACUGAAAGAUGUUCUGAGGACAUACGAAAGUCAGAUUGCACAUACUAUGCACUUGGUCUGCACUCCGACAAGGAAGAUGCCUGAGCCUACACCAACCGAGGUCCCCAGCACAGACGGACUGAGACAACGUAACGUUACCACAACGGUAACAGCCACAGCAACACCGGCAGAGCCUACAAGGCCGGAGAUGAGGCAGAACGACCAGAAUCAUAAUGUAGAAAUGCAAAACUAUUUGACGUCGUUUGCCAACAACUAUGGAAGGGUGCCUCCAUAUCCGAAUUACAAUUUUCGAGAAGGUUACCUACCAGUGCCGAAUGACCCAGCACUUAUGGCCAACCAUAUUAUGAUGAUGCAGCAAGCGUACCUGCAAUAUAUGCAACAGUAUGCUAACAUGUGGCAAGCCACGGCAACGGCGCCGGCCGCGCCCGCGCCGCCGGCGGAGGCGCCUCCACAGGUGCCCCCGCCGGCGCCUCCCGCCGACGAAGAAGAUGGAAUGGGCCACGAUUGGCUGGAUCACAUGUACGCGGCCUCGCGCUUGGGAAUACUGUUCUCGCUGGUGUAUCUGUACGGCAGCCCGGCCAGGUUGCUGCUAGUCGUGUUGCUGGCUAUGGCUGGUUACCUACACCACGUGGGCUUCUUCCGCGAGCUCCAUCUCCAACCGCCCAACGAAGGGAACCGUCGCAACGAGGAAGCCAACGCCCCGGAGAGGCCCCAGAACCCCAACGCCCCGCCGCCCGCCGGCGACGACGCCCCGCCGGCGCCCGACGCCCCGCCGCCUCCCACAAACAACGACAACCAGUCCCUACUAGCGGUAACGUGGAUGAUAGUCACCUCAUUCUUUGCGUCGCUCAUACCAGACGCUAACUAAUGUGAUAUUUACGAUAACUCAAUAUUUAGAUUGAUACAAAGUCGAGCAUGGGACCGCCGAUACGAUUUUGAGAUCGUCAAGGCUAUAUUUAGUGACGAUAACAACCUAUUUGAGGUCACUAUUCGUUUUCGGCAGUGUAGACUAAACGAGGAUAACGCUAAAAUCGUGACUAUUAUAACAAGAUAGUAGUGUACUAAAAUUUUCUAGUAAAUUAUAAAAAGAUCUAGGUACUCCAAAUGAACUCUUAAGUGUUUUAAACCAUUUACAAUUAAAAUUACAAUAUAUUUUAGUGAGAUACUCCAGAUAUAGUAUAUUUAAUUUAAAUGUUCAAAUUUUUACAUUAGCAAAAAUAUGGAUGUAUUUUAACAUUAAGGUCGCAUAAUCAAUUGGUAAAUAAUUAUAUUUGUUGACCUACAUCUAGUUCUUAUCUGGCUAUGACUGUAUAAAAUAUGGUAAAUCCGACCACAUUAGUGAAAAAUGGUUUAAUUAAACCUAAAAGAAUUUUUACUACUUUCUUGCCUAUAAUAUGUUAACUAUGUAAGAGCAGCCGAGUACAGAUUAACUAGCAAAAUCGGCGCAUUUCGUGCCAUGUGGUUGCUUACUAGUGUGUUUGAGUAAAAUUCCCCAUCUCUCAUGUACAAAAUACCUACGGCUACCUAGUUACUUGAAAAUGGAGUCGCAAAGUUUGAUAUUAAUAAUGCAAUUAAUUCAUUAAUAUCAAAGGUGAAUGUUUGUUUCAAACUAGAAAAUAGAAUGCGGAUGUUAUUUUUAUUUUGCUAUGAUUGGUUUAGAAAUAAAAUUGUGUGUCUUAUGAGCAUAGAAAAUUUUGCUCUUGCAAUAACUUGUUUAAAAACCUCACACACCAAUAUGAAGUACAUAUACAUAAGUUUGGUGAAAUUUUAUAAAAAUUUAAGUGUUUUAUUACUUUGUUUUUCCUAGUAAGUAUUAUGUUUUUGUGUAGAAUAUUACCCGGCUAUUGUAACACAUUAUGCUCCUGGUUAUCCAAUAAGGCUUUCAAGUUUCAUGUGAUGCUACAUUGUAGGGAACAACGACGUUAUAAUUAUAAUGUCAUCUACAUUAUGAUGUUUUUGCUUCACAAUUAAUUCCUAUGAGAAACCAGGAGCUAGUGUUGUAGUUAUAAAAAUUGUGGUGUUAGCAUCUUAUAGUGGUUGAUUUUUGUCACGAUAUUUUAAAAUUUAACCAGUUGAGAUAGGGUUUAAAACAAUUGAAAGAUAAUGUUGUUUAUAAUGGUUAAAGGGUUUAACAAUCUGUAUGUUUAUUGAAAAUUGUAAAUAUAAAAACAUGGUGGAAUAAGUCCGGUCAGUUUAGUUGACUAAACGAGGGAGAAAUUGAUUUUAAUGGAACCUAAAAUAGCCUUUCUUCAUACCAGUUGGUUUCUCAAGUUAUUUUUAUAAUUUGAAUAUUAUGGGUAGCUCAGAUUCCAAACGAUGCUAAAAGCUGGGCAGGCUACGAAUUCUGGCUAUUUAUACAAAGCCUUUGGCAUUGAUUUGUUUUAAAAUUUUCGUUGUACUGACGUAAAACCAAAAACUAAUUGUACAUAUUUAUUCUUUAUAGUUUUAGGAUUUAAAAUAAUAAAUUAGUGCUAUUCUAUGUGGCUAUGUAAAAUGCUAUCAGUGUGAUCAUUAUAUUAUAAUUAUGAUCAUUUAGUUAAAGUAAUUGAUAAAUAUGAAGUUUUUGAACGGCUCUUACGAAUUAACUAACUAGUUCCGAAUCACAGUGAUCAAAUGUUGCCUUUUCUUAAAUUAAUAAGAAUUUGAGUUGUCACUAUGGCUCAAGGCUACACCAAUAAAUAAAAAAGAAGUCAAUGAAAAAUUGAAUAAUUUUUCUUAUCACCGGGCAAACUAAACUCCACCGUCCACGGUCUCUUUAAACACUCGACAUUGGCGAAACCAGUGUGCUUCAAAUACGCAUCAUUUAAGCCAUUAAUAAAGGAUAGAAAUAAAUUGAUACAGUCCGAUGAUUACAACAUCUUACAAACCAGACAAGUAGUACGCGUGUUGUUUGUAAUAUCAAAUGUGUAAUUUGAAACCAGAUACUUGUUUAAAUAUUAACGAACCACGCCUCUGUUUCGGUUAUUAUCCGGUCAAGAAACAUUUCACUGCUCAGUGUGUAUGCCAGUGGAUUUCGUAAAUAUUUGUAACUUUUCACCCAGAAAUGACAUAAGUACCUACACAAAAAUUGAAUCUUUAAGUAUAAUGUGUACUGUAAUGCCAGUUACCAGAUUUGAAUUUGAUGUAAUGCAGAACAUGUUUCUACCUUGGUUUCCUAAAACUAUUUUGAUUUAUUGUUUUGUUUAUACAAAUACCACAUAGAGCUAAACACCGUGGCAUCUUAUGCAGUCGUAAUACGUGCUAUUUGCAACAAAUUGUGUAGUCUGAUGUGCUGUCGAUUGUAAAUAGGACUUGAGCUCGAUUCAAAAUAGACCAUUGAAACCUUCGAUCAACAAUACCAACUAGAUAUCGGGUCAGCGCAAAAAUGUUGUCUCGGGAAUAAGUGCGCACUUGAGGAGUGAGUUAAUGUAUUGAUUUGUAAUUACAUAAUCUCUAUUUUCGUCUGGCUUCAAUUUAAUUUAAUAUUUUAUAUUCUUUAAAAUCAUAUGCCCAAAUGGCUAUGGUGUACAUACACUCCGCUAACAGUGAGUUGGCGUUGAUUAAAUAAGAGCUUACUCGUGGCUUACUUCUCAAAUGCGCUGUUAUUUCGUACGGAACGUAGUUUUUGCGCUGACCCGAUAUCUAAUUAUUUGUAUUGUUGAUCGAAGAUUGAGACCAUUGAGAAUAUGAAUAUCUCAGCCUUAAGUUUAAAUAGAUCAUACUGAAGUGUCAUUUCAUAAAUGGGCCUACUAAACUAUUGAGUUUUGAAGUCAAGUAGUGUGUAUUUUAAAAAUGUAACUUCUUAUUUUAAUUGUAUAGAGCCUUACUCAGCUUGAUAUUUUAAACAAAUUGUUUGCUUUACUAUAAGAAUUCUUGCCUUCUUUUAUUAUUUUGGUCGAUUUAUAAAUUGACGAACGUUAAUACAAAGAUUACCUGCAUUUUGAU